Schistocerca piceifrons (Central American locust) is the source of this 936-nucleotide messenger RNA. RefSeq lists its product as uncharacterized. Lineage: Eukaryota; Metazoa; Arthropoda; Insecta; Orthoptera; Acrididae. The coding region runs from base 1 to 936 and encodes 311 amino acids. The record is from RefSeq and is a predicted model, not a curated record. The transcript has 5 exons.
AUGCAGACCUCCUGCUAUCCCCCAUUCAGCUGGUCUAGUAGUAGUAAUUUUGAAGUAAUCACAAAUUCAGACCUAGACACUUGGCCUAAUACGUUAACAUCCUCCACAAUAAAUGAAAUUAACUUUACCAAAUGGAGAAAAAAAUGGUUUGUGCAUUCGAAUUCUGAAUUCUCCUGGAAAAGAACAUUUAAGGCAGGAACUCAAAAAAUUCAUGACCGCUAUCUUGGGGAAAACAUUCAAAACGAACUCAUAAAUUUGCUUGCCAACAAAGUAAAAAACAUCAUUGUUAAUUAUGUAAGAGAAAGUAAAUAUUUCUCUGCCAUACUUGACUGUACUCCUCAUAAAAGCCACAAUGAAUCAAAAGCAUUCCCAUUUUUUGGCGUAAUUCAAAGAAUAUAUGUUAUUUUCAAUGCAUCCACUCCGAAAUGGGAAAUCUUAUUGAACUUUACCAGUGAAGCAGCUUUCAGGCAGUCAAUGGGAAAGCAGGGUGGAGAAUGUCAAAGCUAUAAGAUAACAUUGAAAGAUAUAGCUGAAAGUUUACAGAUUGAACCAAAAUUUGGAGAAAAGAGAAUUGACAAGAUUGGCAAGCAAUUUGAUUAUGAAGGUGAUGACAUGGUUGGCAGAGCUCAACCUUCAGAGGAGAAAUACAAAAUCGAUUUUUUCUGCCCUGUAAUUGACACAGUGUUAAAAAGUUUGAAGAAAGGUUAUACAGGUCAAAAAACUGAAAAUGCUAUGAAAAAUCUUGAGAAAGGGCUAAGUGUGAACAUAAACGGUGAAUGUUCGAAAGACAUUGUUGCAUCAGACCUUUUGACAGAAAUUAAAGUGUUCCGAGAAACAGUGCCCGAGGAUGUGAAAACUCCUAUGUUAAUAUUGAAAUAUUUGAAUGAUAUUGGAAACUCAUUUCCCAACAUCUGUUUGGCUACAGAAUUUUGCUAA